CAGAAACUGUAUAAAUGAAAGGACAGUAAGGAGAGCAGAACAAACUCCUAACAGGAGGAGACUCACUCAUGGCCUAUGAGACAGAGGAUCAUGAGACUCAAUACUGCUUUCCUGCCAUCAACUCAUCAUGCAUCAAGGGAAAACGCUCCAGUCAUGAAUACAAUAUAAUGUAUGUGUUUUUUUCAUUGCUGUCAGCAUGGACUGUGUUUGUGAACCUGCUGGUGAUCAUCUCCAUCUCUCACUUCAAGAAGCUUCACACUCCAACCAACCUGAUUAUUCUCUCUCUGGCUUUGGUUGACCUGCUUACUGGACUUAUUGUGAUGCCUGUGGAUGCCAUAAAGCUGAUUGAGACAUGCUGGUACUUUGGAGACACUUUCUGUGGACUGUUUAUGGCAAUUUUGGGGGUGCUUCUCUCAGCAUCUCUCAGUAAUUUAGUUUUAGUUGCGAUUGAUCGUUAUGUGGCUGUGUGUCACCCUUUACAGUACCCACAGAAAAUAACCAUAACUAGAACCAUAAGGACCAUCUGUCUUUGUUGGAUUUGCUCUUCAGCUUAUAUCACUGCCCUGUCAAGCAGCAAUGGUCAUUUUAACACAUCAAACAAAACAGAUGCAUGUUAUGGAGAGUGUUAUUUCAUGUUAAGUUUUACAUGGACAGUCAUUGAUCUGUUCAUGUCCUUGCUGUUUCCUUGUAUUCUGAUCAUAACUUUAUAUUUGAGGAUAUUUUAUGUUGUACAUCAGCAAGUGAAAGUUAUAAACGCUCUGAUGAAGGGUGGUAAAUGUGUAAUGGAAGGUUCAGUGAGGAGGAAAUCUGAGAGCAAAGCUGCUCUGACAUUAGGAAUCAUUGUGGCAAUUCAUAUUCUCUGUUGGUUACCUAUCUAUAUUUUUUUUCUCACACGGAAUACAGUAAUGUCCUCUGUAAUUAUGAAUUGGUGGGUCUACUAUAUUAACUCAGGCCUGAAUCCUCUUAUCUAUGCUUUAUUUUACCCUUGGUUUAGAAGGUCAUUUAAACACAUCCUAUCACUUAAGAUAUUUCAAUCAGCAUCCUCUUUGGUGGAUAUUUUUACAAAUUAUCAUUCAUGAGUGCUGUAUUACACAAUGUAUUUGUGUUUCAGCUUUCAAAAUGGUAAAGCUCACUUUCAAGCUGCAUAUAAUGCAUCAUAAGCAAUAUUACACACAUUACAUUUUAUGUUGUGGUAAAAACUGUAAAUAAAUUGUGGUUAAUUUUUAACAAUGUGUACGGACACUUUGUUGUCUCUCUUUAAACAGCUGUGCUGAUGUGCUUGGCACAGAGAAAAAAAAGAAUGGUAACAACUGAGCUGCAUUUUUUCCUAAGGUGUACUCAAAAUAUGCAGUUUUAUAUUUCAGCCUCGAGAAAAAAAGAAUUCAAAAUGAUCAAAGCAGCAAACCUAUGCAACUGAUGAAAGGACAGCAUAAUAAACCUAAACCAAGGCCCUCCAGACAAGUCAUAUUCAAUAAAAUAAUAAGAAUAAUACAAACUUUUAUCCAAUAAAAUAAACCAUCACACAGUUAUUUGAAUCAGAGAUUCAUUUGUGAAUCAUUCUUAUGAGUCAGAUCAGUAAAUCAGUUGAUUUAACGACAAACCUUGGUACUGACCAUAAAUUAGAAACAUUUGUGACUGGAGGAUUACUACAAAAAAGGGGGAUUUUUUUCAAAAUGUUUUGAAAAUUUGUAUAAUUAUUUAAAAUGUAUUUUAAAAUCACACAAAAAUUGGAGUAAGAUUUACUUGAAAAUGCUAGGAUACAAUUUUCACUCAAAAAUUGCUAGUAAAUUGAACAGAUCAUGUUUUUGAGUAAAGGGUAAACACAAUUCUUGUUGGCUUGAAUUAGAGAUUUAUAUGUGUAUUUUUAAUAACAAUUAUGAGUUUAAUAAAAUUGUCUGAAUAUUACAUUAUUCAUGAGUUGUCAUAGAAACUAAUGAACACAGACAAAGGAAACUGAUCUACAAAACAGUGAAAACCAAAGUCAAACUCAAGCAACCCCAAACACACAAAAAAAGACACAAUCCUGACAAUCCCGUUCUCUUUUACACUGCAAAAAAAGAAUAGAAAAAAAGAGCAACGUUAGAUAGGGUAACAUUGCCAUUGUCACACAGCCUGUUUUAUUAAGAUAGGAGCUAUAAAACCUAUUAAACUGUUAUAACCUGCACUAGUGUGCUCAUCCGACAAACCAUAUGA
Molecule: messenger RNA, 2193 nt
Organism: Megalobrama amblycephala (Wuchang bream)
Lineage: Eukaryota; Metazoa; Chordata; Actinopteri; Cypriniformes; Xenocyprididae
Product: trace amine-associated receptor 13c-like
Exons: 1
Coding region: 69-1079 (336 amino acids)
Biological process (GO): G protein-coupled receptor signaling pathway
Cellular component (GO): membrane
Molecular function (GO): trace-amine receptor activity
Source: RefSeq, a predicted model, not a curated record